Molecule: messenger RNA, 354 nt
Organism: Trichobilharzia szidati
Lineage: Eukaryota; Metazoa; Platyhelminthes; Trematoda; Strigeidida; Schistosomatidae
Source: the annotation of a GenBank genome assembly
AUGUUGCGUUCACGCAAAGUCAAUACUUUCAAAAGUCUUCAAAUCCACUGCAAUAUCUUAACACUAUGUAUUGUUAUCUGUGAGGCGCAAGGCGAAAUGUAUCCAUCUAGAUGGAAGAAUUCCGAGGCUGAUAUUGACUACAGACCUGUUAACAGAAUGAUGAUAAAUGCACCACUUGAUAACGAUGGUCUUAACAAUAAGAAUAAGAAUAAUAACGACAUUCAAAGAAAAGAAACCAGAUCAGCAGAAUUCAAACCUCCAGAAAGGCCAGCAGAGUUUAAAACAAUGAAAGAACUAAACAGUUAUUUAAAGAAAUUGCGUCAUUAUUACUUCAUUGUUGGUCGUCCGAGGUAA